This is a messenger RNA of Mastomys coucha (southern multimammate mouse), 1344 nucleotides long. It is a transcript of the gene Ppp1r1a, whose product is annotated as protein phosphatase 1 regulatory inhibitor subunit 1A. Gene Ontology annotation, biological process: intracellular signal transduction. Gene Ontology annotation, cellular component: cytoplasm. The record is from RefSeq and is a predicted model, not a curated record. Lineage: Eukaryota; Metazoa; Chordata; Mammalia; Rodentia; Muridae. Gene Ontology annotation, molecular function: protein phosphatase inhibitor activity. The coding region runs from base 149 to 667 and encodes 172 amino acids. The transcript is spliced from 7 exons.
AUCCGCAGCAACACAGUCCCCCAGCGGAGCGGGGCGCGCCGAGCCAGGAGCUACGAGCCGAGCACCGGGCUGGGGCCGGGGCCGGAGCGCAGUGGAGAGGGAGUGCGCCCGCCCCAGCCCGAGGUCCGCCGCUGCUGGGCCGGGAGCCAUGGAGCCGCCGGACAACAGCCCACGGAAGAUCCAGUUUACGGUCCCGCUGCUGGAGCCGCACCUGGACCCGGAGGCGGCCGAGCAGAUUCGGAGGCGCCGCCCCACCCCUGCUACACUUGUGCUGACCAGUGACCAGUCGUCCCCAGAAAUAGAUGAAGACCGGAUCCCCAAUCCACUUCUCAAGUCUACAUUGUCAAUGUCUCCACGGCAACGGAAGAAGAUGACAAGGACCACACCCACCAUGAAAGAGCUCCAGACAAUGGUUGAACAUCACCUAGGGCAACAGAAGCAAGAGGAAGAACCUGAGGGAGCUACUGAGAGCACAGGGAACCAGGAGUCCUGCCCACCUGGGAUCCCAGACACAGGCUCAUUGUCAAGGCCAGAUACCCCUGGGACAGAACAAAAGCCUGCAGAAUCCAACCGCAAGACUCAGGAGCAGUGUGGUGUGGAGCCCAGCACAGAGGACCCUUCAGCCCACAUGCUACCACUGGAUUCCCAGGGAGCCAGCUUGGUCUGAAAGAAGUUGGCAUCCGGGGAUCGCCACUGCAGUGUGGAAAUUCAUGGACACUGGAUGUUUCUUAAUCUCUUGUUUUUAAAAGUGAUAAAUUUGAUGUUAGGUCCUUGGUGCUUUUCUUCUUUCCAGCCUGGGGAUUCCUUCCUCCCUCAGCUCUUGUCUGCACCCCACAGCCCCCACCCUCAGGACCAAUUAAGGAAGGAAAUAGCAAACUGACAAAAGCCUAGCCUCCACUAACAUAAAGAAAAAUAGAAGUCUGGAAGUAGGAGGUCACUUCAAGGCUUUCCUUUCUUACUGUGGAAAGCUCUGCCCACAUAGCAGGGCAGCCUACUUGGGAGACUUCUGCUCUAAAGCAGGUACCUAGACCAGUGAGGGCUUGUUAUAGUGCCACCUGCUGGACAUAAAUGUGAAGAGCAUCUUGUCCCUAGAUCACUGAGAAAGGGGAUAUUUGGAAUCUUCUGGCCUCCAAUUGUGUGGCCACUGUUCCUUGUUCUAACCUGACACAAAGAUUGUCAGAAAACACAGUGGCUAGAAACCCAAAGGGCCACCUCUCCCACUGUCUUACCUGCUAAGGUCAGGACAAAAUUAAUACCAUGCACAAAUGGAGAAAUGAGCUCUGAUCCUAGCCAGGCUUCUGUUGCUGAUUCUGAUUUUCCCGAAGAAUUAAAGAGAUGAAGAGA